Molecule: messenger RNA, 4873 nt
Organism: Struthio camelus australis
Lineage: Eukaryota; Metazoa; Chordata; Aves; Struthioniformes; Struthionidae
Source: RefSeq, a predicted model, not a curated record
AUGGUUGCUGUUACAUCUCCAGGGAACACCACUGAGACGCUAAAUCCACAUGGCAAGUCCCGAGUCUUUACUGGUCGCAAGUUAGCUUACUACCAGGAGGAAGUCCACAAAGUCCGGCUCAAAGAAGAAGAAGUGAGCGAGGCCCGUGUGGAAAACAUCAAGCUGAAGCAUGAAAUCCAAAAGCUUGAAUUGGUCUUGAAAGCCCAGGGAGAAAGGACAGACGGAGUAUGUUUUAUAGACUUUGAGCAGCUGAAGAAAGAGAAUCAGAAAUACAGUGAAAGGAUUGACGACCUCAGUGAUGAACUGCAGAAGCUCCAAAAGAAGAUCUCUGAUACGGUGCAAAUUCUCAGCCAGUUCAAGGAAAAACUACAGUUUGUGGAAGCUGAGAAUCAAGGGAGAAAGGCUGAACUGAUGGACAUUGAGGCUAUCUUGUCACAGAAGAGAGACCUUCUGACCAGAACAAAGCAGGCCAGAGACAGGUUGCGGAUAGACAAUUUGAAAUUGCAGCAGAAAUGUGGGCUGCUUGGAAACGAGACGUUGCUUCGGGACUUUGAGGAAAAGGUGGAUACUGUAAAGUUGUUAAGCCAGCGAUUAGAAAUCCUGAAAUGUCACCAUGCUGAUCUGAUCCUUACAUGCAAGGGAAUUCAGAAAAAGAUCAAGGAAGCUAGGUCCUUUUUACCUUGCUGAGGCCGACUGAGGAAAAGAAAGCAGGAAAAAGAUAUAAACCAAGGAGUUUUCUGUAAUUUUUUAAGUCCAGGGGAAUGCAUCACAUGUACACCUAGAAAGUCUUUCCUAAAUUCCAUAUUAGCGCUAUGCAUUCAGUAGAGAGAUUACAGUGGAGCUACUUAUUUUGAAUGAAACUACAUAAAAACUUGCUAAACUCAUUAAAAAAAAAAAACCUCACACGCAUUCAAAAGCUUAGACUGCUAAAAAUACAUCUCAGCAUUCAGUCCUUUAAGGCCAUGGCAAUGUUCUUUAAGCAGAGCACUAAGCAAACAUAUUCUACUUCAAAUCUUGAUUCUGGGAGCCUCCAUCUGGCUUUUAGAAUUCAGGAUCAACUCUUUAUCUGUAAAAUAAACAUACAUGCCUUCUAGGCACGUCGUAAGGGUUAAUUCCCAUAGAUGUGACUGAGACCUAAAGAGAAGUUUAUUACUGAAACUUGACAUGGUUUACAUACAGCCACUACACUAAAGCACUAAAUUACUUACUCAUUCUUUAAAUAUAACUGCCUGCAAAAUUUGUUGGUGCACAAAAGGAAGAUUUAUUACUUUAAGAAUUCCUAUUCUUCAGGAUCUGCGGUUCAGAUGCAUACAGACAUAUUAUCAUUCAAAACUAGUUUUUUGUUUUUUUUUUUCUUCUGUCUUUCAACUUCUGCAAUGUUAGGGGGUUGUUGGCCUUGCCCUCGUUCCCGGUGUGUGAAGAUGCACAGAGUGGUGUAAGCCCUUUCAGCACUACCCAAGUGUAGUGUAUCACAAUUCCAGGAAAAAAAAGACUGAGGAAGAGGGGAGGGAGAGGCAGAACUUAACACCUUUAUGACUCCGCAGCCCACAGAACUUUGGUUCCUGUGCACAGCUUCCCUUUCAAAAUAACAUAAAUGUUCUUCAACUAUUAAUUCCCAUGUGGCUUGUGGCAAUCAAUGACUACGGCACUGUUCUGCAUCCUGCAGCACUUGAUACCUCAGUUGUAGUAUUAAUUUCGUAAAAAGCAUCAGAUGACAUCCAGAAUAUGGAAAUAUCUUAGAAAAGCCAGCAAAGUACUGGAGCUCUGAUUUAGUAUGUUCGCUACUGAGGGGAACUCAACCUUAGUGGGCUCCUUACAGGCCAUCACUAGCUGAUGCGCUCAAUUAUUGAAUAAAUCCUACCUAGAAAAGCACAGAAAUCAAUUAACCAACAAAAAUACCACUAAUUUCUUAGGUAGACUGUGAUGCUUUAGUGUCAUUUUUGGUAGUCUGAGUUAAGUACUGAGGACCAUAUUCAAGUGUUCAAAGGCAGGCAGGCAGCCUAUGCACACAGGUCCCACUGGCAAAGAGCAGGAAUUUAAAUCUUUUGGUUUUCUGUGACAGGUUCGAAUCCCAUCCUGAGGGAUGUAGUACUGUCAAGCUGGGUUUGAGUUGUUGGUUCUAGUUGCAUAUAUAUUAAAAAGGAGGACACAAAUUACAGAGGGCAUUUACAUGGGGAUACAAGCAUAGAUAAACUUUAUAUAAAGCUAUUUCCUUACAUUGUUCUUUUUAAAUGACCUCUGAACUAGCUUUUCUGAAUUGCCUGGCUCUUUAAAGGACAUAAAUAAUUAAAGUAAGUAUUAUGCUGUUGAAGGCUUAAAUCUUGUUCUUUUAUCAUGGUGGAAUGGCAGUCUGAAGAGAUCAAUCAUUUUUUAUUCUUUAUUCCAGUCAUGUAGUAGCAAUUGAAUAUAUUCUUUUAAGAUCUUUACAGUUUUGCAGAAUGAUUACAGAAAACAAAGUGAAACAGUUUACACUCUUCUUCUGCAAACAACUCACGUGUUCUGUGUCUUCAGUAGCUCCCAAGCUCAUGAAGAGAGAUUACAAAACUAAAACUGUAUUCAAAACCUUUUUUUACAAAAUACCAGUUAAGUCUUCCUCUAUCUGUUGCUGGAUAGUAAAGGAGACAACUGCAAACCACGUAACCUGAAAAACUUUAUUAAAACAUUAUCUUUCACUUUAAGCCUAGUUACCAAAUGUGAGCUUUUCUCCUACGAGUGGCUAUUGGGCAAGUUGAGCAGCCUCUUGGCAUUCUGCUGCUUUGAUAAAUAAUUAAGCACUCAUCUCCCUAAAAAAGUGGAAGUUACUUUCCUCUAUUUUGACUUCUACUACAAAUUCCUGCCAGGAAAAUUCUCUUUAUGUUUCCUGUUCCUUUUGGCAUAAGACACAGGAAUCUUCCCUCAACUUUUUAAACAUUACUAAGCAACAAAUGCAAAAGGGCAAAGGGAGUGAGAAGCAGGCAACGUAAAUCUUAGGUGCUUUUCAGUGCUGCAUGUUUGACGUCUGGAAAAAACCAAAACUUUUGGUUGCCACGGUAUAUUCCCUGUAUAUUCCCGGUAUAUACACGGUAUAUUCACGGUAUAUUCCCUGUCCCCGACCCAAAUAUUUCUACUGAAAUACUACUGAGGCAUCUGUUUACUCCAUACACUGCCUCCAGGACCUAUUUUCCCGGAACGGAGCUGUUGAGACAACCUGCUGAUAUUCUGGUCCUCCAAAGCUCCCUGAAGGAGUCUCACUUGUCUUCAAGUAGAAUGGAAUUAGUACAGGGAAAACAGAUAAGGAAAAGUAAACCUAGUUUUAAACGAUUUUAUGCAACUUCUGUAAUAUAUGCAAUAUAAGUAUCAAUGAAGUUGGUAUAGGCUUAUAUAAAGCAAUUCUGAUUGUAUGUUAUAACCAACCAAAUCCAACUAAGACACUUCAGUACAAAGAAGUGAGACAGGCAUUUGCUAGAGAAACUAGAACAGUGUCAGUCAAGUCUUUGACUGCUUUUCCCCGUGCAGUGCUGUUACGCCCCUGUUGUCUCCCCAUCCCCAGCUUUUAUCUAGCUUUCAUUUGUUAGUUGGUAUUUUAAUCCCUCUUCAGUUAAUUAAGAGGCAGGAAGCAUCUCCAUUUAAUCGCUGGAGUUGUACACCUACGUAAGAAUUAAUAACUGCCUUAGAGUCAGAGCACAACAAUACCUUGUAAUUAUGAAACCUACAAAUAAACCAAGAUUUCCUCCUGGAAAACAAAGAAAAGAAAAGGUAUUCAGCUGUUCCUGAGUUAUGUGCAUGUCACAACUAUCUCAAUACAGAGUAGUAUGUAUUAUUAUAUUUGCAUUAAUUUUUUUUAAUAAACGUAUCACUAAGAUUCAAACCUAGUGCAGAGAACGGCAUGUGAAAUGGAUUAGACCAUGGGCUCAAUAAGGAGCCAGUCUUCUAAAUAUCACCUUUAUAUGUGAUAAAAAUAUAUGUUUUAAUAUGAGAUCUUGAGAGGCGUCACCAAAAAAUCCUCUCACUAUAACAUUUAAAUACCUAGAGAGCCCAGGAUUUUGAGCAGACAAAAAUUACUAAGACGCCUGUGAAUAGACAGAUACUUACAGUUUUAAUUUUUCAAUUACAAUGACAACAGGUGAUUAAGAUAACUUUAUUUAAUAAAACCACAUAUUUACAGUUGAAAAAAGUUCCAGUUUGAUACACAUAUCUAAACAAAACAAAUCAGUAACUACAUAAAAACAAUUUAAACAUGAUGUACAGGGGAUGUAUCAACAGUUCUCUACAUGUCAUUCUAACUUUUAAAACAUUCAAAAAUAAGCUGUUAUAAAGUACCUUUAAAAUGAAAGUCUUUACUAAAUGAAAUAUUUUAAUGAUUGAUUACUUUAAGUUGCAAAACGGCUUUAUUAUAAAGUGCAGGUUGCACAGAAUUCCAAACCUGACCGAAGUUUUCUGGUUUCUCUCAUCUGCUGCAUGAGCAAGUGACAGUUGCAGAUUUAUGAUGUAUUGCAGCAUUUUUCUUUCUUUAAAUCCAUGAUGAAAAGAAAAACGUUUGCUUUACAGAGAGACACUUGCUGAAUGAGGGAAAAAUCUCAUGCAUCAUGUUACAGAUGCUCUCAAGCACCUGAACAAUAAAAUUGUCAAAAUCUUUUAUGCAAUCCCUGAAUUUAUUACAGAAACCUUUAAUGGCUAAUUAAGAAAUUUGGUAUGCUGCGAGAAACUGAAAAAGCUUAGUGGCAAGUAAUUCUAUGCCAUUACUACACAUCUCUGUUUUUAUCAAAAUUCAAGCUUUAUCUUCAAAUCAAGUUACCGAAGUUGAAACAACUGCAUCUUUAGGCAGGUGGAUUUUUUUUUUUUCAAAUGCAUUUUGUUUGAAAACAAACUGUGCAAAGCUCCUUAUUGCAUUGCU